This is a messenger RNA of Nestor notabilis (Kea), 2048 nucleotides long. RefSeq names its product tubulin monoglycylase TTLL3-like. The record is from RefSeq and is a predicted model, not a curated record. Lineage: Eukaryota; Metazoa; Chordata; Aves; Psittaciformes; Psittacidae. Gene Ontology annotation, molecular function: ATP binding; protein-glycine ligase activity, initiating. Gene Ontology annotation, cellular component: cilium. Gene Ontology annotation, biological process: cilium assembly; protein polyglycylation; cilium movement.
GGCAGCAGCAGGACACCCAGAAGCUGCUGCAGAAGGAGGAUGAGGACAGUGAGGUGGAUGGUGAUGACAAGCAGUGGGAGGCAGCGCUGCAUCCAAGGCCAGGGUCGGCAUUCUGCUGGGCUCAGCCCACAGUGGAGAUCCCGGAGCCUCCUGAGGAGGAGAAAGAAGAGGAAGAGGAGGCCCAGUGGUAUGAUGAGGACCCCAAUGGCAUCCACAACAUGAUGUCCUCCAUGGUGCGGGACCAAAUGCCGACCUUGAUCUGGACCACCCAUUACAACGCUGUGGACUACCGGCAGCUGCAGCGGGACCAGGUGGUGAACCACUUCGCCAGCAUCGGAGCCUUCACCACCAAGGAGGGGCUGUGUGUCAACCUCCAAAACCUGCCUUGGUUCCACCGAGUUGAUCCCACCACCUUCUUCCCACGGUGCUACCGGCUGUGGGCUGAGGACGAGCGUCAGGCCUUCAUUGAGGAUUUCCACCUGACAGCAGCACGCAGCCUGCUCAAACUGGCUGUGGAGAAGACUGGGGACAUGCCCAGGGUGACAGAGCAACCUGACAAGGGGGCAGGUCCAGCACUGCCAUCAGCCCCUGAGCUGCUGGAGGCCGCACUGAAGGUCUGCAGGAUGCAGCUGGACAGCCUGGAGCACCGCGACAUCGACUGGGACUCCCAGAUGCUCCACGUCACCGAUGCCGACUGGGAUCGCUUCCUGCGGGAGUACUACAGUGUGGUGAACAAGCAGGCCAGGCUGGCGCCCAGUGUCCCACAGCAGGAGCAGUGCAGGGCCCUGCUGCGGCAGCGGCCCCAGCUCGGCAUGGAGGGUGACCACAACCUUUGGAUCAUCAAGCCCGGAGCCAAGUCCUGCGGUAGAGGUGAAGCCGGGGAAAAGGGGGUUUGGGCACAGGCUCCCUGGCGAGCAGGGGUCUCACUGGCACCGUGUGUCCCUGCAGGCAUCACCUGCUCGGCACGGCUGGAGGAAGUGCUAGAGGUGGCGGGGAAAUGCACAGCGUCCGCGCUGCAGGUGGGACAGUGGGUGGUGCAGAAAUACGUGGAGCGGCCGCUGCUCAUCUUGGGCACCAAAUUCGACCUGCGGCAAUGGUUCCUGGUGACCGACUGGAACCCGCUCACCGUCUGGUUCUACCGCGACAGCUACGUGCGCUUCUGCUCCCGGCCCUUCUCCCUGCACUGCCUGCAACGCCACCAGUUCCAGCUCUACCUGCAGCGAGCGGGGCAUGCGGAGGCCUGGGAGAAGGUGAUUGUCCCUGGCAUGAAGCAGGCGGUGGUGGCUGCCCUGCACAGUGCCCAGGGGCUGGUGGCGUCCCGCAAGGGCAGCUUCGAGCUCUAUGGAGCCGACUUCAUGUUCGGGGAGGAUUGCCAGCCCUGGCUGCUGGAGAUCAACACCAACCCAUCCAUGGAGCCCUGCUCGGCAGUGACCCGACGGCUCUGCGCCGCCGUCCAGCGCGACACGCUGCGCGUGGUCCUGGACCACAACAAGCUGGACCACAAGAAGAACCCCCGCUGCUCCACCGGUGCCUUUGACCUCAUCUACAAAGAGCAUCCUACGUUCCAUAAGCCUCCUGUUGUGCCCAAGCAUCCUACGUUCCAUAAGCCUCCUCUGUUCCCCAUGCCCCCUGUGCUGCCUAGGCCUCCUGUGAUGCCCAAGCCUCGUGUGUUCUCCAAGCCAUAUAUGGACACCAAGCCUCCAGUGGCAUCCAAGCUUCCAGUGGUCUCCAAGCCACUUAUGGACACCAAGCCUCCAGUGAUGCCCAAGCCUCCUGUGGUGUUCAAGCCUCCAGUGGUCUCCAAGCCACUUAUGAACACCAAGCCUCCAGUGGUGUCCAAGCCACUUAUGGACUCCAAUUCUCCAGUGGCACCCAAGCCUUCUGUGGUGCCUAAGUCCUCUGUUGUGGCCAAGCUGAGGUGCAGAACAUUGCAGGUCCCACAGGCUGGAGCGGCACAGGUCAAGCUGGCUCCUCCAGGGCAGUUGCGCUCUUUCUUCUCCUUUGGACCUGUCCCCCAGGCAUCACCACAGCCAAAGCCCCUGCUCUAG